Molecule: messenger RNA, 1442 nt
Organism: Gambusia affinis (western mosquitofish)
Lineage: Eukaryota; Metazoa; Chordata; Actinopteri; Cyprinodontiformes; Poeciliidae
Gene: mitd1
Product: MIT, microtubule interacting and transport, domain containing 1
Exons: 7
Coding region: 340-1080 (246 amino acids)
Biological process (GO): midbody abscission
Cellular component (GO): midbody
Source: RefSeq, a predicted model, not a curated record
AACUGUACCGGUUGGAAAACACUCCUUCCUUUAUUUAUUUAUUUAUUUUAAAAUAAAAACUUUAUCACUGGUCUAAAAUGUACAUUUAAAAUAUUAAGAAUUGUGUCUAAAUAAAUAAACACUUUUUAUAAGUAUUUUCAAACUUAGUUUCAUCUGCAUAUCAUAAAUUAACAAAUGAGCCACCACCUUUUCCUGGGGACUUAUUUUGCAGGAGCUCUUAGAUAGCUUUCAACUUCUAGGCGAGUUCCACCAAUUUUUAGGUUAUUUUCUUUUACAAAUGAAGCACGAACCAGCGAUCACAUAAAAAUAAAUAUUAAAAGGUAAAAAACAUAAAGGAAAAUGACAGAGAACCACGUGUCCGGGAUGGAGGCUUCGGCCGUGUCAGUUCUGAAACGAGCCGUGGAGCUGGACAACAGCGGCCGCUUCCAGGAGUCUCUGGUCUGCUACCAGGAGGGAAUCCAGCUGCUCUUAGAUGUGUUGAAAGCUUUGAAAGAUGACUCAAAGAGAGGACACUACAGGGAAAAGAUCAAGGGCUACAUGGACAGAGCAGAGCAAAUCAAAUCUCAUGUUAACCAGAUGAAAGAAGAUGGGAAAUAUCACGAGCAGAUAAAGAUCUCGGAGGAUGCCACAGGCUACAGCUAUGAGGUUCUGUUUAAACCGUACAUCAGCAGCGCUCUCUCUGAGAUCUGGGUGGAGGACCCAUACAUACGUCAUACCCACCAGUUGUACAACUUCCUACGGUUCUGUGAGAUGUUGCUAAAAUCGUGCGGCAAGGUGAAAACGAUCCACCUCCUCACAUCCCAGGAUGAAGGUGAUAACACCCAGCAGAACAGCGCUCUGUCCGAGUUGAGGGACAGUCUGGGGGGUCAUGGGGUCACUCUGGAUGUUCAGUACUCCUCCACCAUCCAUGACAGGGAGAUCAGGUUUGACAAUGGUUGGAUUAUAAAAAUUGGAAGAGGGUUGGAUUACUUUAAGAAGCCUAAGGGCCGAUUCUCUAUCGGAUAUUGUGACUACGACCUCAGACUCUGCCACGAGACUUCUGUUGACAUUUUCCACACCAAACACACAAAAACUCUAUGAUAUUCAUCCUGCUCAAAAUAACAUUUUCCUCUAACUUCAGAGGUUGACCUCAAAAACUAAACCGAAACACAUCUGCAGCGAUUUUAAUUUUGCCUUAACAUGCAGCUUCUCCCGCUGGGUUUUUCUUGCACUGGUGUGUCCUAGCCAAAGUUGACAGGACUAUUAAAACUUUCUUUACUUUAAGAAGUUUUUUUGAACACCUGCCUCUCUUUUUACACCUGUACAUUUCUUCUGUAACUAUGGUCGUAUUUAUUUAAGGAUGCUUUUAUGAAUCUUGUAUGAAUGUGUGAUGGCAUAAGCUGUUAAAAUGCUUUAAUACAUUUUCUGAAAAUAAUUAAAAUGUUCUUUUACUGAUCUAUAAA